AUCACCUCUUCCACCAAUGCACUAAUGAGACAAUUUUGGAAGCUGCUCCAUUUCACAGCCAUGACUGCCCUGGUGCUUGCCAUGUCAUUCGUGUCACUUACUACAGCAGUAUCUGUGCCUUCGGAUCAAAUAUUUCAGUAUAUUGAAGAACAUCAAAAUGAAUACGUGCAGAGACUCAAAGAUUGGGUGGCCAUAGAAAGUGUCUCCACUGACCCUGAAAAGAGACAUCUGGUUAUAAACAUGAUGCUUUUGGCAGAAGAAAGGAUAAGAAAGUUAGGUGGAACAGUUGAAAUGGUAGAUCUGGACAUGCAAGAGCUACCCAAUGGAAACAAAAUCUCUUUGCCACCAGUUAUUCUGGCAAACAUUGUAAAAGAUCCAAAAAAGCCUACCGUUUGUUUUUAUGGGCAUAUGGAUGUGCAGCCGGCAAAAAUUGAGGAUGGAUGGUCAACAGAGCCUUACAUUUUGACAGAGAAAAAUGGCAAUCUCUACGGACGAGGUGCAUCUGACGACAAAGGACAAGUUCUGGCUGUGCUGAAUGCAAUUGAAGCACUUCAAAAACAUGAACUUCCUGUUAAUGUAAAGAUUCUGCUUGAAGGUAUGGAAGAAGUAGGGUCCAUUGGGCUAAAUACGCUAGUUAAACAGAGAAAUAGUACAUUUUUUUCUGAUGUUGAUUACAUUGUGGUCACUGACUCUGCAUGGCUCAGCAACAAACCUGGUAUUACAUAUGGGACAAGAGGAAUCUGCUACUUCUUUGUUGAGAUAGAAUGUGCUAAACGAGACUUACACUCAGGGAGCUUUGGAGGAAUAUUACAUGAAGCAAUGAAUGACUUAAUAUUUCUGUUAAACACUCUGGUAGAUUCCUCUGGUCAUAUCCUGAUCCCUGGAAUUUAUGAAGCAGUAGUUCCUCUCACUGAAAAAGAAAAGAAACUCUAUGAAGGAAUUGAAUAUGACCUGGACCAGAUUAUGGCCAAAUAUGGAUUAGAAGAGUUUCGUAACAAAACUAAGGAAGAAUUAUUAAUGCAAAGAUCACGCUAUCCAUCUCUUUCCAUCCAUGGAAUCGAAGGAGCUUUUUCUGCACCUGGAGCUAAGACUGUGAUCCCUGCAAAAGUAACUGGGAAGUUUUCAGUAAUGCUGGUGCCGAACAUGGAGCCCUCUGUAGUAAAGAAACAGGUGACUGACUAUUUGAACAAGAAAUUUACAGAACUCAACAGUCCUAACAGCAUUAAAGUAACCAGUGACACGGGAUCAAAGCCCUGGCUGUCUGACAUAAAUGAAACUCAGUAUUUGGCUGCAAGGAAAGCAAUUAAAAGAGUGUUUGGAAAAGACGCUGACAUGAUCCGUGCAGGUGGAACAAUUCCAAUUGCCACACAUUUUCAGGAGGUGACUAGAAAGAGUAUAAUGUUACUAGGAAUAGGAGGACCUGACGAUGCUUCCCAUGGGCAAGAUGAAAAGAUCAGCAGGUACAAUUUCAUUGAGGGAACAAAACUAUAUGCAGCUUUCCUUCAAGAACUUGCUACUGUCUAAAGAAAAAAGAAUAUGCCUUAGUAAACCUUUGUAACUAUCCGUAUUUGCUUGUUGGAUAAGCACAUAUUACAGAACAUAUUGGAUUAUCCUGAGUUCCUUUUUUCAAAAUUUUAAUCUUAGUUUUAAAAAAGAAAUUGAACAUGAAAAAACAAACACAAAAUAUCUGAUAAAGAACGCAGUACAUGAUAUCACUAUUAUCCCUUUUAUAUUGCUUCAAAACGAGAUUACUAUACAUGAGAAAAUAAUUCACCUUCUCUUAGUAAUAGCAAUGACUUUUUUUUUUUUGACAAAUAGCAUUGGACUCAAAUGGAAUGCUUAAUAUCAGGUGCUGAUCUACUAACUGAACAGAACCUUCAUUUUUCUGAGAUUUUUUAAUGUAGCCCUGACUGAACUUGUCUUUGAUUGAUGAGCUUAGCCCAAGUAGCUUAAACAAAUACGUAUUUUAAACCAUUAACUUUAUAACAUGGCUAAAAGAUAAAUUUACGUACAUAACCUUAGGAUGGGAUUAAGGGAGUUGAUUAUGCCAGAUCUCAAGGAUAUACACUCAUUCAGCAGUACACCAAGCUAUCCACUUCAGGCUUAUUGACUUAGUAUAUAAUGUUCAGCAUAAAAACCUAGGCCAAAGAAAAAUUUCUCAUCCUGUAGUGCCUCUGUCCAGAAGUUCUGGUCGGUAUGAAUUUGUUUGCUAUCACUUUCUCUGUUUA
Messenger RNA from Chelonoidis abingdonii (Abingdon island giant tortoise), 2228 nucleotides. Its product is annotated as cytosolic non-specific dipeptidase-like. NCBI's taxonomy places the organism in Eukaryota, Metazoa, Chordata, Testudines, Testudinidae. The record is from RefSeq and is a predicted model, not a curated record. Gene Ontology annotation, biological process: proteolysis. Gene Ontology annotation, molecular function: dipeptidase activity. Gene Ontology annotation, cellular component: cytosol.